Messenger RNA from Austrofundulus limnaeus, 1833 nucleotides. RefSeq names its product probable polypeptide N-acetylgalactosaminyltransferase 8. Gene Ontology annotation, biological process: protein O-linked glycosylation. Gene Ontology annotation, molecular function: polypeptide N-acetylgalactosaminyltransferase activity. The record is from RefSeq and is a predicted model, not a curated record. Gene Ontology annotation, cellular component: Golgi apparatus. NCBI's taxonomy places the organism in Eukaryota, Metazoa, Chordata, Actinopteri, Cyprinodontiformes, Rivulidae.
GAUUCAGGAGGGAAAAGCAGCAAAAGAAUUGAGACUAAAAUCUCUGAAUAAUAUGGUUUAUUAGAUAAUAGAAAAMAACAACAAAGUGUUUUUAGUGUAUGUGUGCACUUGUGUGCCUAGUAAAUGURUGUGUGCAGAGGGGGUGUGGAGAUACACCUGUAUUUACAGAAAAACCCCACCUUCUCUUUCAGCGAGAGGCCAAACCACACAGGAGCAGCAGGAUGAGGUCUGGCUGGAUCAAAGGCUUCCUGGUGGUCCUGGUCCUGGCUUUGGCCUCGUUGUAUCUCAGCAACAUAAAGACCCAGGUCUCCACCCACUCAGAGAGACUCCAGAAGGCCCACCACAAUGAGACCAUCAGGGGCCAGACGAUACUCGGGAGGAUGGACAAGAUGCAGAAAAACAUCAACAGGCUGCAUGUGCAGAGAAAAGGUACCCGGAGGACCUGCCCUCCCUCAGCGUGGUGGUGAUCUACCUGGACGAAGCUCUGUCCAUCAUCAAGCGGGCCGUCCGCAGCAUCAUCGAUAAGACGCCCGCCAGGCUACUGCAGGAAAUAAUCCUGGUGGACGAUCACAGCACCAACGAGGAUUUAAUGGGGAAACUGGACGAAUACAUCGACUCCGUCCACGAGAAGCAUCCAGGCCUGAUGAAGAGGGUGCGGCACUCGGAGCAGCUCGGUCUGACUCAGGCCAGACUGUCGGGCUGGAAGUCGGCUGUAGGAGACGUGGUGGCCGUCUUGGAUGCUCACAUAGAAGUCCAUGUGCAAUGGGCAGAGCCUUUGUUGGCUCGGAUCAAGGAGGACCGCACUGUGAUACUGACCCCAGUUUUUGACAAAGUCAACUUUGAUGACUUGACACUCACUCCUUACACAACUAGCGCUCAUGGCUUCAACUGGGCUCUAUGGUGCAUGUACGAGCUCUUCAGACCCGAGUGGUACGCCUUAAAGGACGAGUCACUCCCUGGCAAGAGCCCCUCCAUCAUGGGGAUCCUUGUUGCUGAUCGCAAGUUCUUUGGAGAGAUUGGAAGUCUUGACAGUGGAAUGAAGAUAUACGGAGGUGAAAAUGUGGAGCUUGGCAUCCGGGUGUGGCUGUGUGGAGGCAGCAUAGAAAUUAUACCUUGCUCUAAAAUUGCCCACAUUGAACGAUACAAGAAGCCCUAUGCUCAUGACCUGGAAACCACUGUAAGACGUAAUGCCCUAAGGGCGGCAGAGGUGUGGCUGGAUGAGUACAAAUACAACGUUGAAAUCUCUUGGAACCUCCCCAUAGGGAAUCAUGGGAUAGACAUCGGAGAUGUGACGGAGCGGAAGAAGCUGAGAGAGAGGCUGAAGUGUCGGCCGUUUCGGUGGUACCUGGAUAAUGUUUACCCCCUGCUGGAACCACUACAGAACCUGUUUGGAUAUGGAGCCCUGAUUAACGACCUGCAGCCAGAUCUGUGUGUGGAUCGAGGACCUAUGCCUGCUGACUCUCCUAUAGUUUACAGAUGUCACUUCCUCUCUAAUCAGCACUGUUWUGUUACCAAUGGGGAACUUUACGUCGGCGGAAUCAAAUCUCACAAAUACGAGAGCAACAACUGCCUGGUGGACCCUGGGUCGGGCGACAUCCCCAGACUUCACGAGUGCAACGUGGCCCAGCAGAAGAAAUUUCACAUGUUGUGGAAUUUUAAGCAGGGAGGACCUAUCCAGAACAGAGAGACGAAGAGAUGUUUAGAAAUUACCAUGGGUGAGGACGGUUAUUUCAAACUGGUUGUUCAGCAGUGCAGCGGUCAGAGGUGGAAGAUCCAACACAUCAUCAACGACAUCGCUGCACAUUGAGCCAAACAAGGGAUGAAAUUAAUAAA